AUGAAAAGUGAUUGUAACUGCCUGAGGGAGGAGGAGGAGGUCAGAGUGUGUGGAGGAGAAGGAGAAGGUCAGAGUGUGUGGAGGAGGAGGAGAAGGUCAGAGUGUGUGGAGGAGAAGGAGAAGGUCAGAGUGUGUGGAGGAGGAGGAGAAGGUCAGAGUGUGUGGAGGAGGAGGAGAAGGUCAGAGUGUGUGGAGGAGGAGGAGAAGGUCAGAGUGUGUAGAGGAGGAGGAGAAGGUCAGAGUGUGUGGAGGAGAAGGAGAAGGUCAGAGUGUGUGGAGGAGGAGGAGAAGGUCAGAGUGGGUGGAGGAGGAGGAGGAGGUCAGAGUGUGUGGAGGGGGAGGAGGAGGUCAGAGUGUGUGGAGGAGGAGGAGGAGGUCAGAGUGUGUGGAGGAGGUCAGAGUGUGUGGAGGGGGAGGAGGUCAGAGUGUGUGGAGGGGGAGGAGGUCAGAGUGUGUGGAGGAGGUCAGAGUGUGUGGAGGAGGUCAGAGUGUGUGGAGGAGGAGGAGAAGGUCAGAGUGUGUGGAGGAGGAGGAGAAGGUCAGAGUGUGUGGAGGAGGAGGAGAAGGUCAGAGUGUGUGGAGGAGAAGGAGAAGGUCAGAGUGUGUGGAGGAGGAGGAGGAGGUCAGAGUGUGUGGAGGGGGAGGAGGAGGUCAGAGUGUGUGGAGGGGGAGGAGGAGGUCAGAGUGUGUGGAGGGGGAGGAGGAGGUCAGAGUGUGUGGAGGAGGUCAGAUGUGUGGGAGGAGGAGGAGUGUGGGGGUCAGAGAGUGUGUGGAGGAGAGUCAGAGUGUGUGGAGGAGGAGGAGAAGGUCAGAGUGUGUGGAGGAGAAGGUCAGAGUGUGUGGGAGGAGGAGGAGGAGGUCAGAGUGUGUGGAGGAGGAGGAGGAGGUCAGAGUGUGUGGAGGGGGAGGAGGAGGUCAGAGUGUGUGGAGGGGGAGGAGGAGGUCAGAGUGUGUGGAGGGGGAGGAGGAGGUCAGAGUGUGUGGAGGGGGAGGAGGAGGUCAGAGUGUGUGGAGGGGGAGGAGGAGGUCAGAGUGUGUGGAGGAGGAGGAGGAGGUCAGAGUGUGUGGAGGGGGAGGAGGAGGUCAGAGUGUGUGGAGGGGGAGGAGGAGGUCAGAGUGUGUGGAGGGGGAGGAGGAGGUCAGAGUGUGUGGAGGAGGUCAGAGUGUGUGGAGGAGGAGGAGGUCAGAGUGUGUGGAGGAGGUCAGAGUGUGUGGAGGAGGUCAGAGUGUGUGGAGGAGGUCAGAGUGUGUGGAGGGGGAGGAGGUCAGAGUGUGUGGAGGAGGUCAGAGUGUGUGGAGGAGGUCAGAGUGUGUGGAGGAGGAGGAGAAGGUCAGAGUGUGUGGAGGAGAGGGAGAAGGUCAGAGUGUGUGGAGGAGGAGGAGAAGGUCAGAGUGUGUGGAGGAGAAGGAGAAGGUCAGAGUGUGUGGAGGAGGAGGAGAAAGUCAGAGUGUGUGGAGGAGGAGGAGGAGGUCAGAGUGUGUGGAGGAGGAGGAGAAGGUCAGAGUGUGUGGAGGAGGUCAGAGUGUGUGGAGGGGGAGGAGGAGGUCAGAGUGUGUGGAGGGGGAGGAGGAGGUCAGAGUGUGUGGAGGGGGGAGGAGGAGGUCAGAGUGUGUGGAGGGGGAGGAGGAGGUCAGAGUGUGUGGAGGAGGUCAGAGUGUGUGGAGGAGGAGGAGGUCAGAGUGUGUGGAGGAGGUCAGAGUGUGUGGAGGAGGAGGAGAAGGUCAGAGUGUGUGGAGGAGAAGGUCAGAGUGUGUGGAGGAGGAGGAGAAGGUCAGAGUGUGUGGAGGAGGAGGAGGAGGUCAGAGUGUGUGGAGGAGGAGGAGGAGGUCAGAGUGUGUGGAGGGGGAGGAGGAGGUCAGAGUGUGUGGAGGGGGAGGAGGAGGUCAGAGUGUGUGGAGGGGGAGGAGGAGGUCAGAGUGUGUGGAGGGGGAGGAGGAGGUCAGAGUGUGUGGAGGGGGAGGAGGAGGUCAGAGUGUGUGGAGGAGGAGGAGGAGGUCAGAGUGUGUGGAGGGGGAGGAGGAGGUCAGAGUGUGUGGAGGGGGAGGAGGAGGUCAGAGUGUGUGGAGGAGGUCAGAGUGUGUGGAGGAGGAGGAGGUCAGAGUGUGUGGAGGAGGUCAGAGUGUGUGGAGGAGGAGGAGGUCAGAGUGUGUGGAGGAGGUCAGAGUGUGUGGAGGAGGUCAGCGUGUGUGGAGGAGGUCAGAGUGUGUGGAGGAGGAGAGUCCUGGCCCCUCUGA
Messenger RNA from Knipowitschia caucasica, 2235 nucleotides. Lineage: Eukaryota; Metazoa; Chordata; Actinopteri; Gobiiformes; Gobiidae. The record is from the annotation of a GenBank genome assembly.